UGAUUAAAAAAAAAAUUAGAAAAUUUUGUAUAAAAAUUCAAAAAUGUCACAUUUGAAAGUUUCAAAAUUUAAAGUUAUUUUAUUAAGGAAAUGAUAUUAAUUUAUUUUUAUUUUAUAAUGUUCUGCAUUUUUAUUUGGUCAAGUUUGUAAAUUGAGUAUUCUGGAGUUUGUGGGGAAGCAUAUUUAAAUUUGAAGUAAAAACAUGGCUAGCAGGAGGAUGUGCUUUUGUCAAAUCCUGCGGGGGUGUCCUCCCAUUCCGGAACAGGAGGAUCCGACUACCUACACCGAAGAAGAAUUAGACUCUAUGCCCCAAAUCCAACCACGUCAACAACGGAUCCUCACAGUCCAGCAGACUCCAAAGUUAAUUCUUGAGAAACGUAGAAUACUGCAACCUAGAAUCAUCGAGGACGAACGGGUUAUGAAUCGAUUUCAAACGUAUGCUAUUCCUCAAGUAACAUUUCGGAAUAAAUUUAUAAAAGUUCCAAGGAUAGAAUAUGAAACCGAAAUCGUAAAGGAGCCGCAACUGAUUUGGUUGCCAUCAACGGAAGCAUAUCCAGAAGUAGUUAACAUACCGCGAAUUGUCGUCGAGCCAAAGGAAGUUUAUGAGCCUAGACUAUUUUAUCCAAAGCCUCAGGUCCUUGACAUACCUCAGCAACGUGAUUCUAAUUACUAUCCUGUAGGGCAAAGUUUUGCGUAGUGUUCUUUUCCUCAGUAUUCAAAGUUUAGAUGAAUUAUUUAUUUCAAAAUGAUCUUCUCCCCAGUAGUUAGAGCUCUAUACAGUUCUUAGCGAAUUUUAUAUUUUACUCUGGUCAUAUAUUCCUAGUAAGAUGUCCUGGGAAUUAUGUCCUGUGGGGGAACAUAUGAAAUCUGCACGAGAAACAUGGUAACUGCAGGGUGGUAUAUCUGACAAACUACUUUGAGCCGCCUCUAUUGGAUCAGGACGUCGGAUAUAUUCCCAUAUCGUGAUUACGAUAGAUGGAACAAAGUAUCGUGUUUGAUAUGCCGAAUUACUAUUAUCUGCGAUAAUUUUUUUUUAACUUAGAAUAAAGCAUGUGUUAAUCAAGACAUUCAAAUUACCACAAAUAAAAAGUUCUCCAAAUUG
Hermetia illucens (black soldier fly) is the source of this 1102-nucleotide messenger RNA. RefSeq lists its product as uncharacterized. The record is from RefSeq and is a predicted model, not a curated record. Bases 203 to 697 code for a protein of 164 amino acids. Lineage: Eukaryota; Metazoa; Arthropoda; Insecta; Diptera; Stratiomyidae. The transcript is spliced from 2 exons.